UAUUUUCUGAUCCCAUUCUGUCUGUCUCUGCGGCGAUCCUAGGGUUCCUUUUUCAUCCAUGUCGCCAUCCCAGUUGGAGGACGAAGAAGAAGUCGAGGAAGAGGUUGAAGAGGAGGUAGAAGAAGUCGAGGAGGAAGAAGAAAUUGAAUACGUCGAAGUCUCUGAAGAAGAGGAGGAAGAAGAAGACCAAAACCCUAACCCUAAUCAGAAACCGAAGCCCUCGGUCCCCGAAUCCAUCACCAACCUCAAAUCCCUCCACGGCGCUCUCUCCGACUUCCUCCUCGAUUACAACUCCCUCCACCAAACCCUAGACUCCAUCAAUUCCUCCCUUGAUGCCGUCUCCACCAUCAAAACCCCCACCAACUCCUCCCUCAAUGCCGUCAAAACCCCCGAACCCGAAGCAUCUUUGCCGGUUGCCGAAAGGCAGGACUCCGAGGUCGAAAGCCUUUGCCGUUCCAACGCCCCCAAAGCCCUCCGCAAGUACAUCAUGACCCACUUAUCCGAGAUUGAUCGCCUCCGUCGGGAGGUCCCCGAGGCCCUCAAGCUGGCCUUCGUCCCUGAAAAAUUAGUUCUUGAAGCAAUGGGCAAGUUCUAUUUGCAGGGAUGCAAGGCCUACGAACAUGGAGAUUCUAAUGCCAUUAAUUGCCGUCGUGCUGGGAUUCUACUGCUGGAGUUCUAUUUGAUUGCGGGGUGUCCUGUGGCUUCGGCAUCGUCACAGUCAGUUAAGGGAGGCGCUAUGGAUGCUGCAAUUUCAUGGAGGAAAAGGAUUAUUAGUGAGGGAGGGAUUGAGUCUGCAAGCGCUGUGGAUGCUCUCGGGCUUGUUCUUCUGGUUGCGGCCUUCGGGGUGCCUGUAGAGUUCAAAGCAAAGGAACUGUACACUCUUCUGAGAUUGUGUAAUUUGGCGAAGAAUGGGGAUGUUCUGCGCCGCUCAACCAUUCUUGUUCAGAAGGUUCAAGAUGUCAUUAAACAUCUGAUAGCAAAGAGAAUGCUAGUUGAAGCUGUUGACCUUGUCUGUACAUUCGGACUGGAAGAAAAUUUUCCACCUCUUCCUUUGUUAGUAUUGCUUGUGAAAAGGACCUGUGAAGUUGGAGUAGAAGAAAGAAUAGAAACUCAAAGUCAAUCUUCAUUAAAGUCACUGAAAGAAGCCAAUGAAAAACAAGUAGCUGCACUAAGGUCGGUUGUCAAAUGCCUUGAAUAUCACAAGCUUGAGUCUAGUCAGUUUGCUGGUCUCAAGAUAGAUGAAAAGAUCGCCAAGUGCGAACAACGGAUUUUGAAAUGCCAACAGAAAUUGCAGGACAUGAAUAAUAAGAGAAAGUUUGAUAAGGGGCCAUUGAGAAAACAAGAUAAUCAAGUUAAACUGCUCAAGCCUUCUUCAGCUGAGGCAGCACAUGGUCCUCUUCUGCCAUCAGUUAGACUAACCGAAGAGCAAGGAAUUUCUCCUGUUCUGGGUUCCAAAUAUGACUACAAUGGCUCUCUUGCAACUGACAAGUCUGUUUCUGCCAAAGCAUCUCAUGGGCUUCAAGCAAGAAAUCUGUAUGGGUCAGCAGGUGUAUGGCACGGAACUGCAGUUUAUCAAAGCCCAGUUGGGCAAAGUUUGGGGGGAUCACCUUAUUCAUCAGGGCAUGAUUAUGCCAGGUACUCUACAGCUGCAGGGCAAAAUUAUCAACCUACUUUAUCUGCGCAAAAUCUUCAUCAACCAACUGCAUCGGGACAAAUUUAUCAGCCUCCCCCGUCAUCAGUGCAGCACCUUCAUCAAUCAACUACAUCAGGGCAAAAUUAUCAGCCUCUUGUGUCAGGUCAAAAUCUGAUUUCAGGGCAAAAUCUUCAUCAGCCGACUGCAUCCGGUCAAAAUAUUCAUCAGCCAACCGAAUUGGGGCAAAAUCUUCAUCCUCCUCCAUCAGCGCAAAAUCUUACUUCUGGGACAAAUCUUCACCAACCAAGUGCAUCAGGGAAAAAUCUUACUCAGUCACUUACAUCAGGGAAAGAUCAUCAUUCAGGACAAAAUCUUCAUCGGCCAACUGCAUCAGGGAAAAAUGUUCAUCAUCCAACCACAUUAGUGCAAAACCUUCGUCAGCAAACUGCACCUGGGCAAAAUCUUCAUCAGCAAACUGCAUCAGUGCAAAAUCUUCAUCAGCUAGCCACAUCAGUGCAAAACCUUCAUCAGCAAACUGCACCAGGGCAAAAUCUUCAUCAGCAAACUGCAUCAGUGCAAAAUCUUCAUCAGCCAGCCACAUCAGUGCAAAACCUUCAUCAGCAAACUGCACCAGGGCAAAAUCUUCAUCAGCAAACUGCAUCAGUGCAAAAUCUUGGUCAGCCAGCUGUAUCAGGGCAAAACUAUUACCAGCCAAUUCCAGAAAACUAUGAAGAAUAUUGUCAGCCAUCGGCGGGAAACUAUUAUCAGAAAACUACAGAGAAUUAUUACCAGCCAAAUGCACAAUAUUAUUAUCAGCCAACUGUGGCGGGGCAAAAUUAUUAUCAGCCAACUGCUUCAGGGCAACCUGCACCUUCUCUUGUAACUGAGGAUGGGAGGCUCCAUCAGCUUGUCAAUGCUGUUCAGGGAAGUGAAUUAUCUAAUUAUUAUACAAAUGGAAAUACUGCACCAGAUCAUUCCGUAGGUUGCAAUGCUGUCUCUACUAACAACACUGUUUCCAAUCCCAUCCAUCAGUAUACGGGUUGAAAAUGGUAUCCUUGAAAUGUAUCCAUGAAGGCGGACUUUGAAUGGAUCCCGAUGAUUCUUAUUUGCUGCAAUUAGGGGACGAUCGCGUUUACUUCCAUGGAAACUAUUUUUGGAUGUAACGUGAAAACUAGGCCAGCUGAAGUCAAAUGUCCAUAAAAGUUUUAUUACUCGGGACAGAGUUUGUAUAUAAUACAGAUGUCAGACCUCAUAAUCGACGAAUGCCGACUGAGACAGAUUUUUUUUUUGAACUCGGACAGUAGAAGUUAAAGAAGCAUCUGUUCGAUAUUUCGACAGUGCAUUUGUUCGAACAUGCCGGUGAUUAGUACCGUACCGGCAUUGGAAGUGGCUGUUAGAAAAUCUUUGAAAAUGCGAUGGGAGUUAUGAUGUAACUAAGAAAGAUGCAACUACAUAGAGAUGGUGUAUUUCAACAGGCGGCAACUCCCAGUCUCAAGCUUGGAGCGAUGUAUUCUUCCCUCACUUGUAUAAGCUUAUGGAGCUGGCUGCAUCAUAUGCCCAUGCUUGGUCUUCUUUGUCUAGUUUACUUAUGUUAGUACCUGUACGCACAGGUUUAUCUAGAUAGAAGUAGGUACCCUUCCCCUCCUACUUAUCUUGGACUCGGUCUAGCUUUAAGGCAUAACCUCCUGGUGUUUUUACCUUCGUCUUCACCGAGCAAGAGGGCAUAACCAGAGGCAGGCUGCGUACGGAAUUCUUCUCGCCUCGAUAUUUAUCUUGGUUCCUUGAGUUUUGAUAUAAGUUUAUUAAAAACUCAACUAUUGCCACUGGACAUCCUCGUGAAGUAUUUCGCCUAGUUUGUAGUGUAUUAUCUUUCCUUAUGAGAUCAUAUUUUUGCUUUCCC
Messenger RNA from Asparagus officinalis (garden asparagus), 3533 nucleotides. Its product is annotated as protein FRIGIDA-like. The record is from RefSeq and is a predicted model, not a curated record. NCBI's taxonomy places the organism in Eukaryota, Viridiplantae, Streptophyta, Magnoliopsida, Asparagales, Asparagaceae. The transcript is spliced from 5 exons. Bases 59 to 2677 code for a protein of 872 amino acids.